UGGGAGGCUCUGGCCUGCAGAGGAGCAUUUAUUCCCAGUCCCAGCAGCAGUACCAUUACCCAGCCUCCUCCCAGGGCGGCUGCAUGGAGAUCCAGGAGCUGGCCUCCAAGAGGGUGGACAUCCAGAAAAAACGCUUUUACCUGGAUGUGAAGCAGAGCUCCCGAGGCCGCUUCCUGAAGAUCGCCGAGGUCUGGAUAGGAAGAGGCCGGCAGGACAAUAUCAGGAAAAGCAAGCUGACCCUCUCCUUGUCCGUGGCCGCCGAGCUGAAGGACUGCCUGGGGGACUUCAUCGAGCACUACGCCCACCUGGGCCUGAAAGGCGGCCACGGUCACCGGCACGAGCACAGCAAUGACAAAGAGCAGCAUCCCCGGAGGCGACAGCAGCACCCGCCGCCUUCGCCCCCGGCGUCAGUCGGCUCCGAAGAACACCCUCACAGCGUCCUCAAAACGGAGUACAUCGAGAGGGACAACAGAAAGUAUUACCUGGACCUGAAGGAGAACCAGCGAGGGCGCUUCUUGCGGAUUAGGCAAACCAUGAGCAGGGGACCUGGCAUGAUGGGUUAUUUUGGCCACAGCUUGGGACAGGAGCAGACGAUCGUCCUUCCGGCGCAAGGGAUGAUUGAGUUCAGGGAUGCUUUGGUCCAGCUGAUCGAAGAAUACGGCGAGGGGGACAUAGAGGAUCGGCGAGGGGGAGGCGAUGAGCCCCCGGAGCUCCCCGAGGGCACCUCCUUCCGAGUGGACAACAAGCGCUUCUACUUCGACGUGGGAUCCAACAGGUACGGCAUUUUCCUGAAGGCAACCCACAGCCUCACAAGGUUUCGAGAGCAGCCCACGGUUUUUGAAAGCUUCUUGCCGUUUCCGAGAUGAUCCAAGAACGGGAAGGGACUGCAACUCCAAACCUGGCAAAGAUGCAGUUGCUUUUGCUGGCUAAGCUAUAAAGGAGAAGAUGUCCCCCCGCAAUGUAUUUCUGCAAGCACCCCAAAAGAGGAACAGAAAGUUAGAAGAGCAAGCUCUUGAGACGUGAGCCAAGAGGUAAGAGUGAAGACCGAGCCACAGCUUGGACUUUGCAGGCGGUUUUGGAGAGCAUGGCGGCUCUCUGGGGUGGACUGGUCUACCACCCUCGUUGUUUGCCUCCGAAUCUCAUCCAAACAGGCUCUGAAGGACGCUCCUGCAGAGAGAAGCAGCCUUCUCAGCUCCUCUGUGCCACAGGAGGAGAAAGAGAAAGCACCAACUGGAAGAUCCUCCCAAUUUCCUCACCUUUUCAGGCUCUCCACAAAGUGAAGUUCGUCCUCCUCCUCCGUACUGCAGCCCUCGAGCUGUUGCAAUAAGCCCUAGAGCUGCUCUCUCUGGUUGUUCAAAACCUAUGCUGACCUCUUCCUCUCGAUGAGGCUGAAGAUGCAAAAGAGAACAAGCAAAAGGCUAAGACCUGGGUAUUUUUCACUUGCCUCAGCCUAAACAGCAGCCUCCUCCGGGCUUUCAGUCUUCCAAGAGCUUCCCACCUUUCCAGCCAAGCAGUUUGUUUUCUAGAAGAAAAUCCGGUAGUUCCGUGCUCGCAAUAGCUGGAGUCCUCUUUUACUAGGGAAGGAAUUUUCUCCCUCUCCCUUGAAUUUCAUAUGACACUAAGAAGAGAGCUGUAAUAUCGGGAAAGGGGAGAUCAGAAUGGCGUGUUCCUCUGGAUAAGGUUUGAUGCAAUUUGAAGCUGCUUGCGGAAGAUUGGCUGGAAGGUAAACUGAUUUGGGCUAAAAAAGCUGGCUCUGUUAAACUGUGUUAGCAAUUCUUUAGUAGAUGGUCGAAAAUAGCUUUUCCGUGACCUCUGACCUCUAGGAAAGAUAACCACAUUUUUGAUCUUAGAUUGAAGGUGCAGUUUGUGCUGGAAGAAACUUGCGUUCUUUAGAAACCAUCUCAGGAUGGCUUUUACUGUCAAAAACAUUGCACGGGAACUUAAAGAAAACAAAGCUAAAGUCACACGUCUGAGUCAACACCAGGCGAGCGGUUGCAGAGUGUUGUCACGAACCACGCUGAAUUCGGGUCGUGUACGAGUCGAAAUCCACCUUUCUGCCUUCACGGCGACGCAAAAUUUCCGAUAAACACCUGUGUACCGCGAGAAGGGGUUGCGAUUAGACGAGCAAGGAGCUGCUGUAUUUGCAGCAUCCCGCUUUGCACCUAGGCUCGAUCCGCUGACCGUGGAGGUGUCGCCCUCCCCCACAAGCGAAGGCGGUCCUCUCCGAUCUUCCCGUGUUGUGUUUGGAUGCUGCGGCGCCCGUACAAGGUGGUAGAUGCUGAGGUGGGUGUUGAGUUGGAGAGGUGCCUUUCAAGGGCAGUACUUGGUCCCCAGCUGUUGUCUAGGACGCUGUGGCUUUUUGUGCAGUGGAAAAAAUAAUUAUUUCUGGUUGAAUUUCAAGUUAGGGGACAGUUUUCUGCCAAGCUAUUCCCCCCCACACCAUUUCAACUGUAUGUUAUUCUCUUUUUCUUUCCACUGGUCCUAUUAUGCACCGCUCAACAGCUGCUGCAUUUAAUCCCAGAAGCUGUAGUUGGUAGCGAGCAAAGUGAUCUCCAUAUAACCUCUAUCUUACUCCUAAGUGUGCAUUAUGAAGCUUAACCGACAGUAAUAAAAUGUUUUGCUUUCAACAUGCGGUCCCUGUGGUCCAAUGUUCCCGUCUUCAGGCACCGUCGUUACAGCAGGGUGAAGGAUUGGAGUUAUUCCGCCGCCCGCCAGGAACGCGUCUCGUAAUGCUGGACGCAGGCAUCAUCGGCGUCUAGCAACGCGUGCAGAUACCCAGAGAGGAGAGAUGGAGAACAUCGAGGAGAGCCCUUUUCUACGGUAGCGAGUUGGUGGUGGUGGUAUCCCCAGGUAGAAGCAGGCGCUGUGGUCGCGAGGUCCUCGUGAAUAAAAUUGUCACGUACCCGUUGCUCCCCUGGACGCGUUUGCUCUUUGAUGAAGACUGUAUCUUGAUGGUCAAGGAGAAACUGCUGCAAUGGGAGGACUUGGUGUCUUGCGUGGCUGUGACCCAAAGGUGCAGGUUCACGUCUCCAUGAGAUCAUCUUGCGGUGCAACCAUGUGCGAUGGCCUCUUCAGGGGCUACGGUGGUACCAGGAGGAACCGAAACAGAUUGCAUGCCCCUCUGCUUGGGGGUUCUUUCAUCCCUUUCACAGUGACUCUCCAAAUUCAUGGGUUUAUACAUUGGGUUUUUUCUUUCCUGCAUACAAAAAAGAACAUUUUUAUGUCAUCCUGCACGAUGGAUAUUUUUAUGCUGGGGGGGGAAAGAUGCUUCUUAUCCACGUUUAAUGCAGAAAGUCUGCAUUUUGGAAUUUCAUUUUGGUGUUUCAUUGAUGCUUUUAUUGAAAGCAUCUUUCCACGUAUCAAUAAUUUAACGGCCGUGUGAUUUUUCUUCUCUAAACCGCAAGGGUGAAUUUCAAAGCAGGGAUCUCUGAGCAUCAACGACGGGUUGCGUUAGCCCUACAGAUGGUAUUUGUUGAACGGGACGCGGUUUUCCACGCUUUAAGUUUAUAGCGUUUAGUUUCAAAGUGGAAUUUCCCAGGCAGCGCACCCCCAGAAGGGCAGCAGUACCUAUCAGAGUAUACACAGCUUUUUCAGGCAACGAUAACACAGCCUUUUUCUGGAGAUUGCCAUUUUGUAAAUAAGCUGCGUCUUGAGCAGCACGGCUAGAACUACAAAAGAUGGAUGAUUAUUUCUUCCCGCAAUCGGUUUUCCGCAGCAGGAUCUGGUUUUUGUUGAGAUAAUUAGCAUAGAAUUAAAAAUGGCCCUGCAUCUUCGGUACGCAUUACGCCUCUGAUACCGAGCGAUCUGGAAUCGCAUUUUACUGGGCAAUCACUUCAUUCGCCGCUGAAAAUCAACAUCUAAUUGUAGCACACAGAUAUCUGCAGGCUUCAACGCAGCAAAAGCCUCCGCCUCCAAAAAUAAAACGUUGCUUCUAAUAAAAUUUCCAAUCAGUUGUUUUUUUUGGAGACUGGAAAAGUUGCCAAGAAUAUUUAGGUGAAAAUCUAGCGUGCCAGCUGAAGCAGGAUUUUACACAUGCCUUCAAAAUCCAGAGCUGAGGUGAAGGUGAGGUCACGGGCUUAGCACGCAGCUUUUUCUCCCAGAAAACCUGUAAUAACUUUUCUUUUUUAAAAAUUUAACAGGGUUGCCAGUCCAGGUGGAGGCAAAAUUGCAAGGAGUCUCAGACGUGGCCAACGGUGCGUCCUUAGGACACAAACUAAAGCCGCAAAAACACAAUGCGAUGUGAAAACUUCUUUGUGAGAGCAGCGCAGGAAAUUAGUGUGCCAUUUGACGCAGUGUCCUAGCAUCAGAUUUACGAUCCACUUCCAAAUCAUCUGCCAAAAAUCCUUACAAUCGGAAGACAGGAAAGAAUAUGUUAUAAAAAGACCUGGAAAAUGAGCAAUUUUGUUACGGGAGUUUUGACGCUGCUAAGUUUUCUGUACAUACAAUGCUUGGGACCCAACAUUUGGGUCAACGCUGAGACCUCAACCGUCUCAAAGUUGAGGUCAACGGCACUUCAACCCAAUGUUAUCCCAGCGCUUCCAUGUAGGAAAUGGUGAUAGAUGCCAGUCUUGCAAGAUCAGGCUGGAAUACGGCCCUGGAAGAUGCUUCUUUGCCCAGCGGUUGCUUUUAAUCCCACGGAACUCCACCAUCAUUUACAAUAAAGCCGUGGCAUGCAAGAUGGCACACUCCUGCCCGGUAGCACUUGCUCUCCAUCGCUGAUGGACUUGCUCCUUGCUGGGUGGCAGGGUGGUGGCCACGGACAUGCGCUUGUGUGCUCGCCCCAGACCUUGCUGGCUUUGCCAACAAGACUGGAUAUAUCAUUUCAGCAAUUUUCUUGGCUGGAUUGUGGACCGAGAUGGUUGCGUUGCCCCCAUUUCCCCCACCCCGAUUACCGCCCAUCUUGCGCCGCCCUUCUCCAGCUCCCGUGUCUUUUCCAGGCUCCUUUCUUUCCAGUUGUGUGUCUGCAAAGGUGGAUGUACAUCCAUAGCCCCUGGAUGCGCGACCUUGCUUUUUUUGCUCGUUUGAAUCGUAGAAUCAUAGAAUGGUUGGGGUUGGAAGGGACCUUAAAGAUCAUCCAGUUCCAGCCCCCUGCCCUGGGCAGGGACACCUCCCACCAGACCAAACCUGGCUUAAAGCCUCAUCCAGCCUGGCCUUGAACACCUCCAGGGAUGGGGCAGCCACAACGUCCCUGGGCAACCUGUUCCAAUAAACAAAAAAUACAGGUCUUUGUGGCAGUAGUGGAAAUAAGUGACCUGGAUUUGUAACUAUUUUUUUUUUUUUUUUCCCCUGGGAUGUUACUGUUCUCUGCUUCUGAAAAACCAUCUCCCUGGUGCUUGGCUCUCUGGUUCGGAAAACACUUGCAGCUGUACCCGAAGCCUACCCAACACACCCUGCCAACUCCAGCAAGCCCAAUGCUUUUGUUUUAAAAAGAGCUUUCUCCAUAAAAAAAAAAAAAAAAAAAAAAAAAUUUGCACCCGGUUCAGAGGCACCAGAUGCUGGACACCCAGAUGUUGCCUUGUCCACCACUUGGGAGAGUUGACGGCGAUGGAUGCAGGGCUGGGGAGCCACUUACGCUACUCAGUGACCUUUUUUUUGGGGGGGUACCUACUCAAACAUAGUGUGAAUUGAAGGUCCGGCUGCCCCUUUUUUCAUUUGCCAUUUUGGGAGAAAACACCCUAUUUUCGCAAGCGCGGAGCUCCCAAGGUAAGGGGGACGGAAGGGCGCUGCUGGAGCGCGUCCCACUUUGCGAAGAGCCGCUUCCAGCCCAGGGUGAGGACUGGGACCAAGGCGGACCGUAGCGGGGAGAUUCCUGCACCCUGUUUCCAGCCAGCGGAGUCCUCGCUUUCCCAGCAGGGGCGUGAAGGUAGGGUUGGGCUUGCAGCUCGAUGCGAGGGAACAAAAAAAGCAGCUGUCAGCAGCUGGAAUAGGCGAUGGGACAGUCGGUGGGAAGCGCAGUGUUUAAAGAGAGAAAGGGGAAGUGCCUGAGGUCCCUCGGGAUCAGUCCUCCUUUUCCGUCCUCUUCCCAGAAGCGUGCUGAUCCAAAGUCCUUCUCCGGAGCGUUUUCCUUCAUGAAAAUGAAGAUGGGACGUUAGGAACAUCAGUGUUUACCAGACCGCCUUCAUCGUCUUGUUCUUGCGUUAAUUGUCCUUCGACUGGUAGGGUGGUUAAGAGAAAAAAGCCAGCUUAAUGCAUAGUCAGAAAGCUAAAAAAAAAAAAAGAAAAAAAAAGAAAAAGAAAAACAAAAAAGCAAACCACAGAUAAAUAGGUAAAUAGGCUAACUGUAAGAUAGCGUGUAAAAGGAGGCGGUCUGCGGCGCGACUCCUCCGUAAAGUGCAUGACAAAGCGUCGGCGAAGCUUGUCGCAGGCACUGUGCAGGCUUUCCAGGGUUGCUUUUGCUAGACUUUUGAGUAUCAUAGUUGCAAAGACUCGUAAAUGUUCCGAGAGGCUCUUGGUUUUGGGGUGGGUUUUGGCUUGGUUUUGGGGAUGGUUUUUUUUGUUUGUUUGUUUUUUGUUUGUUUUUGUUGUUUUUUUUUUCUCGUAAGCUGUGACCGCUUGCUUUCCGAAUGGGUUUGUAGUGAUGGAGUUAAUGGAGCUGUUCUUUAUCGUAUAACCUAAAAGGUGUCAAAGUCGUUUGCUCGUCCGUGUUCACAAGCUGAGCCGUAGCGUGAUGCGUCUCUCCGCGGCGGUGUGAUUUGAAGCACUUUUGGUGUGGCAUGUGCAGUUGCUGUGCUGUCUCUUCUUAAUUCCCCCCCCCCCUCACCCAGCGAACCCCCCCCGCAAGGGCGUUCCACCCGUGUUUCGGACACCGAACCAAACCGACUUUGAAACUAGCACUUUACGUACUAGUAGUCACUUUGCUUCUGACUAUAUCGAGCACUGCACUUUUGUAAGUACUAUUAGCACUGAGUUUUGAACUGUUUAUUUCCCCCAGUCUCAAUUUAGCCUCUUAGGCGCGGUGUUAAUUACGUAGAGGCCAUCAGAAGAUAAUUUCGAGGUGACCACUGCCUGGUGCCUGACUUCCAUUACGUAUCCGUUAGCGGUUUUAUAAAUUAGGGAACUUAACCCAUCCAAGCUUAUUUUAACACAACAGAACCGACACCCAAAUCACUGACGUCCAGGCAGACGUGGUGGUUGUAAACUUUGAGGUCAUCAUUGAGGAGACCCAAGCGCGGGGCUUUUAAAAACACCAAAGACACAGGAGAAGUCUCAAAAAGGCAUCGGGAUGGUGCAAGAUCGUCUAAUUGACACUUGGAAUUGAGCGGACCGCAGGACGCGAAGCAGACCCGGCGGGAGAAACGUGGGGCAGACGCUCUAGUUUUUGAUAGGAGACCCCGGUCCGCAUUAGCAGGCUGAGUCCGUGGGACAGCCAAGUUAAAAACCAGUCCGAGAUGCUGGUGUCCGUAAAGACUGCGCUCAAGCCAUUGCAAUAAAAGCCAUCAUUGUGCCUGUACUGAGCGUGCUGUUGAGACUGAUCGUGGGCUUAAACUUAAAAAAAGGUAUUUUUAAGUAAAAAGACUCGCAGAUGAUUUAGAAGAUGGAGCAUAAUAACCACGGGGUUUGCCGUUGAAUUUCGAACGCGGUGUUAGGAGUUGAUCAGGCCUCGUGUUAGGAGGCAAUUCAGAUGUCUAUUGCUAUUCUUGUUAAAUUCCUGUGGUAUUUCAGUACAGAUGGUCGGGGACCAGAGCUCCCCUGCCAGCAAGAAAUCCGUAGGGUGGAGCUUGUAGUAAACGUAGUCAUCAAUCUCUAGGAUUUGAAAUGGGAUGAUGAUCCCUGGGAUGCAGAAUAAUCGGGGUUUUGAUGUCCCAAACCGUCCCCUCUCAACCCACCGAUGGUGUUUCGCUUCUUUCAAAGCCCUCGUGGGUUUUCCAUGGCAGCAAAUAAAUCACGGUGGUCGCGAGAGUUCUGCGUUUCCUUCAAGCUGGGGUACCUGCCCUGGGGACUCCUGCUCGUCCUCCUUGACGAGCCAAUAAUCGAUCCAAGUCCUUCUCUGGCAACACCCCUUGAUGGGAGUUUCUCCCCGGUGACACUUGAUGGAUAAACCCCUCCGUUCCAGCAUGAUCAGUUCGAACAGAGAGAAGUGAAUUAGGUCUUCUCCUACACUGCUAGCACGUGGACGUGGUGGAAAUCGCCUUCAGCAACCAAAAAUAUGGGUGUGUUGGGGUUGCUUGUUGCAGCAGAUGAAGGAUUUUCCCCCACCAGCUCCAGUCGCGGUGGCUGGUUUUGCUUGGGUUCAAUUCAGGCUUCCUUCUUUGAUAGACCUUCAUGGGUUUGGGUAUUUGGUGGGAAUUGAAGGUGGUUAAAAAGCGCAAACCUUGAGCAGCCCCAAGUGUUACGCUCUUACAUCCUCUAUAGUCGCAUUUAAAAAUGGAAACGUAAUAGAAUCCAGAUUUUUUCCGUUUUUUUUUUUUUUUCUUUCUCCCCCCAGCCCAAUUAACCCUGCAAAUUUAGCUGUAAUGAAAUAGCGCCUGGCGAUGUUGCUGCUAUAUCUGAGCCCUCCCCCCACCCCCCGCCAAAACGAUAGCGGCCGAGGGGACAGCCUCUUCAGAAAGCACCUCGGUGACUCGGAGCCUACGUCCUGCUCACUGUCACGAGGAUAUAGGCGAACCCUUUGGAAAUUUCACCCCCCCGGCGAGCUCACCGGUCUCCUUGUGUCCUUGGAAAUUAAGCUCGCGAGAAAGGGGGGACAGGGAAGAUGUUUUGUUUUUUUUUUAUUUUCCCCUGUAGGUGUAGUUUUUUUGCCCCUUGGAGCUGGCAUCUCAUCCUUUGGGAGGGUUAAAAAAAAAAAAAAGAAAAAGAAAAAGAAAAAAACAAGGCGUUUUCUCCUGCAUGUGCCCCAAACGCAAAGCCUAGCACAGCACCUCUUGCUUUGGAAGGACCUUUUAGGCAGAAAAGAGCUCUUGUUAGGGAUUUUUGGGUUUUAAGAUAGCUCAUGAGAAGCGCAUUGUGAUGGCACACAGGCGAUGUUUUACCGACCUUUUCUUUUCUCUCCAAGAGAGACUUUUUAAUUUGCUUCGGUAGUUUAGCGUUCGUUUCCUUCCAAGUCUUUUUGGACCCAUGCAAAUGCCCUUGAAAUGAGUCAAGUUUAUCAAAACAGAUUGUGCAUUGCAGGAAGCAGUCUCAAAAGGCGCACACACCCAUGCACCUAUCCAGGUGUUAUGCGCAUGUGUGUUCGUGCGCGUAAACAUAGAGAUAAAUCUAUUAUUUCCCCAACUGUUCCUUUUUUUUUUUUUUUUUUUUUGUUUGUUUUUUGGGUUUGUUUCCCCCCCGCCCCUCCACACCCCCCCCCCCAGGAUAUUAACCAAAAGGUGUUUUAAAUCAUGGCAUGAAAACUCCUGAAUGUAAAUCUGAGUACCUUGUGAUGCUAAUUAACAGGUUUUUCUGAAAACUUUAUGUGAUGCUUAAUAUUUUUUCUUAGGAAGUUCUGUUUAAUGUUAGAUCAUUGUUCUGGAGGAUGUUGGUCCUACUGGCAUUAAACUAAUGGAAAUAAAAUGCAUGUGUUACAAGUGUAGAAACGGUGAAGAAUUAAGUGUGAACUUACUGUACGAUACUGAUUCUGUUUUCAAACAAUCUGUUUUGCUGUUCAAUAGUUGACAUAUGGAAAUGCCAAUGUACUGUAAUUUAGCACUUUUCCAAUGGACCCUGUUCUCACUACGCCCGAGGGAAGACGUGGGGUUGGCUUGGGGCUGUCCGAGCUCAACCUCUGAACCCUUUCUGCGCGUUUCGGCACCAGAAUUGAUCCGGGGGAAACUCAAAUUUGAGGUUUUCCCAUGGGUUCAGCGGCUGGCGCGGGGGCAGAGGGGCGGUGGCUCUCCUAAUUUCCCUGGCCAAACCGGCACAAUUUGGGUGAAAACCUCGCUGCGGAUGGACUGGAGGCAUCCCGGUCCCCCAGCGCAUCCCCCCUCCGGGAGCCAGGCUUGGGGACAAGUUGUCUGAGCUGGGGUGGGAGGGAGGCGCUUCUGAAAAGCAGCCGAAGCAAUCGGCGGACCCUGGAAUUAAAAAGGCAGAAAAGGGUUAAAUUACCAGCCACCUCCCUCCAUCCCAAAGCCUCCUUUCCUAGUGUUAACAGGGUGCAAAGUGUUACUUGUCAUGUACUGUACUGAAAGGGUUAAUUGAUCAGUGACUGUAUUGUACUGUAUGAAAACUCAUGAAUUGCCUUGUAUUGUUUCUAAUGGACUGUACCAUGUCCCCCCCGCAAACCACCACCACCACCCCCCCCCAGUUCCCAACCUGGCCCCAGGUUUUUUUCCAAAUGACGCAUGUUAUCAGUUAGGUCCUCCAAACUCUCUGGUGCUAACUCUUCCGUAUCCGAUGGUGCUUCUGGGGAUGCUAACUGACGACAUGCCGAGCCAGAGCUUGAAGUUCACAACGUCUUUCUUUGUCUGUUUGUAUGAAGUCCACACACACACACACACGCUCACGGGAAAAAAAAAAAAACCACAAACAAACAAACAAAAAAACCCACAAAAAAAAAAGCGUGAUAAACUUGAAUUUGUUUCAAAGCAUCAUUGACAAUCUAAUGUUUUCUAUGUCUGCUUUUAUUUUGGGAUGGCUUUUCUAGAAAGCAGCGCGCCAGCACCUUCGAGCCGGGAGGGGAUUUCAUCCCGUUCACGCCGCGGCAGCUCCUCCUCCGGCAUCGGAGGUGAGCUGAUCCCUCGCUGGCUCUUCAGGCUCUGCCACAGGAGGUCGAGCCAUCAGGAGCCAGCGAGGAAGAGGAGGUGCCUUCAAAGAUGCCCGACCUUGAAAAGCAGCUGGCAUCCCCAGAGCCGGUAGGUGGGUCUCAGAAGGGAUGAACCUGCCCCUUGCUCUGUGGCAAGAGUUGGCUUUUUAUGAGAAUUGGGAGCAGAAAAUUGGAGACGAGGGGGAGUCGGAGCUCCCAAAGGCACGUCCAUCUCCUCUGGCAUCGCUCAUCUCUGCUGGCAGAGGAGCUGCCUCCCGAGCCUGAGGUUUUUGCGGGUGACACACACCUCGGAUGGUGUGAACGGACCCGUCCCCUCCCAACCUCCCUCCGACGCGAGCUGCUUUUUGGACAAAAUAAAAUCUGACUAUAUUUUAUAUUGAUUUGAAAACAAAGUCUGAUAUUUACCCCUGUUCUCAACCGAAUUUGCAUAUUGUUGUUUGCCACGAUAUUUGUUCCGUCUUAAAAUAAAUUUGCUUACUUGUGUAGUCUUAACUGUCUGCUCUGAUUCUGAUCACCGGAUUUAUCGCCACCCCAAGGUGCCCGCGCGGCGGCUCUCCUUUGGGCGCUUUCCGUGAAGGCGAGAAGGAAAUCCGUCUGCCUGGGAGGGGAAAUCAUUUCAGCUGAGACUCAGGCUAUAAAUGUUUUUCUCUUGGUUAUCUCGCAUUCAUCUCCAUGGGGCUUUUCAAUUUGACAUCCUUUUAUUUUUCCCCUCAGUCUUUCUUCAUCAGACCCUUCUAUCCAGUAGGCGCCCAACAGAGGAACGGCCGUGCUUCAGCCCGCUUAAUUUAAGAGAUUAUUAAGUUGUUGCUAACGCGUAUCUCGAGGGUAAAAGUCAUUUAUUUAUGGCCGGGAGCUCGCUGAGAGCAACGAGCAGCUGAAAGCUGUGGGCAUUGGCACCUUAACACCGGUUCGGUCCUACCGUGAGCGGGGAGUUGGCAUCAGUCGCCGGAGACAUCGCGGCGGAAGGCAGUGCCCUCGAAAGGCUGGAAAUCCAAUUUGCACAUGCGUUUCCAGGGACGUAAUCGAAUCAAGCCAGCGGGUUCAAUAAGAGGAAUAAACAAAUGCUCCAGGU
This is a messenger RNA of Chroicocephalus ridibundus (black-headed gull), 11750 nucleotides long. RefSeq names its product purine rich element binding protein G (gene PURG). Gene Ontology annotation, biological process: regulation of transcription by RNA polymerase II. Bases 84 to 866 code for a protein of 260 amino acids. Gene Ontology annotation, cellular component: nucleus. Gene Ontology annotation, molecular function: RNA polymerase II transcription regulatory region sequence-specific DNA binding; DNA-binding transcription factor activity, RNA polymerase II-specific; purine-rich negative regulatory element binding. Lineage: Eukaryota; Metazoa; Chordata; Aves; Charadriiformes; Laridae. The transcript has 2 exons. The record is from RefSeq and is a predicted model, not a curated record.